AUGUCCUCAAAUAUCGUGUCCGUGGUCUGCACAUGCGUUUCCGCUGGUGCCCUUGCAAGCUUGGGCGUCAAGCCCGGUCAUUUUGGGUGGAUCUUUAUCGAUGAGGCUGGCCAGGCGACAGAACCUGAUACUAUGAUCCCUAUCAAGGAACUGGCAGAUGAUUAUACGAACGUGAUUCUAGCGGGUGAUCCGGAAACAGCUAGGAUCAUGGAACUCCUCAAGAAUUUCCGAUCUCAUCCAGCCAUUUUGGCUUUCGUGAAUGCACAUUUCUACAAAAACCGACUACAGGCAUGUGGCGACCCUAGGUUGACGAGGAGCAUGGAAAUUGGGACGACCUUCCGACGAAGAAGUUUCCCAAUCAUAUUCCAUGCUGUGGUUGGUCAAGAUCAAAGGGAGGAGGAGUCGCCGUCGUACUUCAACAUUAAUGAAGCGACAAUCGUAAAGAACUAUUGUUCACGGCUUGUUGCAGAGAAAGGUAUACGCGCUGACCAUAUCGCCGUUAUUACGCCAUAUCAUGCGCAGAGAAUGAAAAUUCUAUACCUCUUCUACCAGGAUCCAGAGUUAGAGGAGAUUAGCGUUGGGAGCGUUGAAGAGUUUCAGGGACAAGAACGCCGGAUAGUCAUCAUAUCCACUAUAUUCGACGUUCUCUCGGCUUUGUUGCAAGUCCACAUCGGUUCAACGGUGCGUCUCGCGUUCCUGACCCCUAGUUAUUUCUGGCCAUUACGAUUUACACUGUCCGUAGUCGCUGUGACCCGUGCUCAAGCCCUUCUCAUCAUUGUCGGCAACGCUGAUGUUCUGGCACUGGAUCCUAUAUGGGCGAACAUUCAUGAACUACGUCCACAACAUGGGCGGCUGGGGUGGAAACCGAAUCUCAUGGGAUCCCAUGGCCAACGUCGAUGA
Molecule: messenger RNA, 900 nt
Organism: Desarmillaria tabescens
Lineage: Eukaryota; Fungi; Basidiomycota; Agaricomycetes; Agaricales; Physalacriaceae
Product: P-loop containing nucleoside triphosphate hydrolase protein
Exons: 5
Coding region: 1-900 (299 amino acids)
Biological process (GO): regulatory ncRNA-mediated post-transcriptional gene silencing
Cellular component (GO): P granule; cytosol
Molecular function (GO): helicase activity
Source: RefSeq, a predicted model, not a curated record